Molecule: messenger RNA, 363 nt
Organism: Penicillium macrosclerotiorum
Lineage: Eukaryota; Fungi; Ascomycota; Eurotiomycetes; Eurotiales; Aspergillaceae
Exons: 1
Coding region: 1-363 (120 amino acids)
Source: RefSeq, a predicted model, not a curated record
AUGAUCCGUUCCGCUGUCCGACCCUCGCUGUCCUUGAACACGGCUGCUGCCCAAAACUCUAGCUCGCGAGCCUCGCUUUCGCUCCGAUCCCCCGCCGGCUCGCGCACGCCCAUCUCGCCUGUGAACCCAGCUGCCAAGCGAUUCAGCACCUUACAGGUACCAAAUUACGCCUACGCCAACUCUUGUUCGUCUAAGAGCAUUCUCAAGAAGCAUGCGUCUGCUCCAGGAGCCCGAGAGAAGCGCAUCACCUUUCAAGGCAGCCCGACUGUCCACUGUGUUACGCCAAUCGAGAACCCGGACGAGUACUACGGCAAGCACGUUAAGAUGAGCCGAGAUGAGCGACGCUGGACUGCUCGUCAGUGA